UAGUUUAUGGUUUUCUCCGUUAAACGUUCUCCCGUGUGUGCGUGUGUGCGUGUGUGGGGGUGAUGGAUGCUUUGUCUCUGAAACUACCUCGAGGGUUCCGAUUCAGUCCAACGGAACAAGAGCUCAUCGACGACUUCUUGAGUUCAAAGAUUAAUGGGAAGAAUCAUGAAGAUAUUUACUUCAUUCGCGAAGUUCAGUUCUGUAAAUGGGAGCCUUGGGAUUUGCCGGAUAUGUCUGGCAUAGUGUCCAAGGAUCGGGAGUGGUUCUUCUUCUCGCCAACGGAACAGAAGCAUCGGACUGGGAAUCGAUCGAACAGGGCAACCGAAACUGGGUACUGGAAGUCCACCGGUAAAGAUCGGCAAAUCAAGUCUGGCUCGACUUUGAUCGGAAUGAAAAAGACUCUGGUGUUCUACCUAGGGCGUAGUCCUACCGGGAUAAAAACCCCUUGGGUAACGCAUGAGUACCGGACAACCCAGAAGGAACUCAACGGCACGAACCCUGGUCAGAAUCCCUUUGUCCUGUGUCGUUUAUUUGAUAAACAAAAAGAGAGUAGCAAAGGUCCAAACUUCAAUGAUGCUAGACCUGCCACUGGUCUUGAAGAAGCAGAGUCUGAUCUAGCUGUGGCUUCAGCAUCGGAAGUGCAAGCUGAGGAUAAUGGAACAAUCAAUGAAUGUUCUAAUUAUGAGAAUUCUCAUGGGACAAUAUCUGACACUACAGCACUUGUUGAGAGUGAUGACAACAAUUCUAGUGCUUGUUUCGCAGAAUUUAUACUUACCAAGGAUGAUUUGCAGCAAGAAGAAGAAAUACGAAGGGUCCUGAAUCCAUUAGAUUGUGAACCAUUGUCCUCAUUAAUUUCGUCCUCCAAUAAGCCUGCUGUUUCAUCCCCUGCAAUAGCUAAAUCUUCUCUCAGAGAAGCAGAGUCUGAGCCAGCUGAAGCUGACAAUUACCUCAAAUUAUGUUAUCCUGAAGACAAUUAUGAUGGGAUAAUUUCCAACGCCCUUGCAUAUGCUGAGUGUAACCAGAUUAGUGAUAAUGUUUAUGCCGCAAAAAAUCAAAUGGCAGGAGCAACAGCUACUGAGGGUGACUUGCAAUCGGAGGAUGGCUUGGCUAUGUCCGAUCUCUCACAAGGGUCAAUAGAUUGGAACUUACUCUUCCAGUUCUUCCCCUCUUCACCCUCGGAUAUGCACAAAGAGUCAGAUCCUUUUUGCAUAUCAGACGCUGUCACCAAUGACUUGAACAGCAGUCAUGGUGGGGUGUGUUUACAAUAUGAUCUGAAUGGUUACCCUUAUAUUCCCAAUAUGUCUGGCAGUCAAAAAAAUCUCACUUUUGGCUGUGAGACUGGGAAAAGCGCAGUCUCUACUAGGGACAAUGGAUCAUGCAGUGGGUCAGAUGUGGAAAUGGAGGACUUUCUGGUAAGUUCAAGCUCUCAGGUACCUUUUAUUAAUAGGUUUUGCAAGUUUAGCGAAGAAAUUUUGUGCGUUGUUGUAUCAGCUUGAAUGCCGUGAGUUGAUACAUUUUAACUUGAGCAAUGGCUUCAGCUUGAAUCUUUUAUUUUCAGAGUUAUUGGUCUUUUGAUAGCUAAUAAUGUAUUGUUCCUGUGUACAACAGCUUGAGCCGACAUUUGAAGAUUCUGAAGAGGUCAACAAAAGAAAGGCUUCAUCAGGGUUUUUAAAUCCAGAACCUAUAUCAUCGAUGGAAGGGUCUGGGCCUUCAAAUCAGAUCAUAGGAUCUGAUUUGACUCCAAUGAAUUAUUGGUAUUAAUAAUUCUUUGGAAGAUGAGUAUUAACAUAUGGAAUACUCAUCGCUAAUUUGCUCAGUUUCUGAAGCAAUUCCAGUACCUAAACACCAAAUUAGUAUUAUUUUGUUAAGCCAAUGCCAAUUAUGCUUUUUAGCAUCAAUCCUUGAUUCCAAGGGAAUACUUCCUUUGGAAAUUAUUCGAAAAUGUUUUCUGCUGAACCAGCAUUUCCCUCCUUUGGAAAUCUGGAAGUUAUUAAACACAAACCUCAUACCAAAACAUCCGCAAAAUACCCCAGCCAAGUAGUCCAUGACUACAAUUACUUUUUCACGAACCCAAUGCAUUAUUGGCCAAUUUCAAUUUCUCCUUAUUACAUUCAAGUUCUAUCCAUGGCUAAUAGCCAUAAAAAGAAACUGUUUCCCUAUUAAUGGUUACUCUGUCAUGAACUUUGAGGAAGACCCUCAAGUUUCAUGGUCAUGUUGAGAUUAUACCAGAAUCUUGUAAAAGAAUCUGGUUCUGAGACCAUAUUAAAUGAUUAUCAGAAAAUUAAAAUUAAGGAUCUGAUAAUCAUAUGGAUGUUACCCUAUCAAAUUAUUAUACAAACCUAAUAUAAAUGAGGUUCAAUAAUCAUAUGUGGAAGCCACCAAAUCAAGUGACUAUGAGAGCCUGAAAAAAGAGGUUCUGAUGAUCGUUUGGAACCUGAGUAAACUGGAUGCUACGGACACACUCCCGCAAAUUCAAGAUAGCGUGGUCUGUUUGUGGGAUCUGGGAUUUUCCUGGCUUACUGGUCAAGAGUUCAUGGAGUAUUUCUCUGCAGAAAUCUAAGAGGGGAGGAAAGCAUCACCGCCACCGCGUAAGAGAGCAGGAAGAUUUACAACCAUGGUAAAUUGGAAAAGAAUGUAAUUUAAGCUACUUUAUUUUGCUUGUAAGAAAUGUUGGUUUGUACUUUAGCAACAGACAUAUGACUGUAAAUAAUGUUGUGUUAGAUAGAAGGGUUUGGCUUUGAAUACCUUAUCGGUUUCUUUCAGUCAAGAGUUCAGGAAACCGUAGAAGGGUCUGAAACUUGUCUUAAGUUGAAGACAAUACUCUCUACUCGCUAUGUAUAAGGGUAGAAGUUUCUUUGAUAUAUUCUCUGCCUAUGUUGGAUUGUAUUCUCAGCCUAUGUUGGGAUGAUUUACUAUUACCAAUGGAUUGGAUUGUGUUGGAUUGUA
This is a messenger RNA of Juglans microcarpa x Juglans regia, 2946 nucleotides long. Its product is annotated as NAC domain-containing protein 91-like. The record is from RefSeq and is a predicted model, not a curated record. Gene Ontology annotation, molecular function: DNA binding. NCBI's taxonomy places the organism in Eukaryota, Viridiplantae, Streptophyta, Magnoliopsida, Fagales, Juglandaceae. Bases 63 to 1496 code for a protein of 477 amino acids. The transcript has 5 exons. Gene Ontology annotation, biological process: regulation of DNA-templated transcription.